CCCAAAUGAAAAUCGAUACUCGUGAAAAUUCUCCAACAGCAGACAAGUUGGCUCUAGUUGUGGUGAGAAGAGUUUUGUGAAUUUAAGAAGUUUAAAUGGCAAAUUAGAUCGAAUAAAAUAUCUAUUGUUUUAAAACUUCUAACGGGCUAAGGUUUUGUGCAGAAACAAGUCUGAUUAUCCCACAAUUUGUGGAAGAAAUUGAACUCAACUCCCUGAAAACCCCCAGUCCGGAAGUUGAGUCCCCUCCCCCAAAUCCGCGCGUGUACGUGGUUCCGUGAUUUACCGUGGCGCUGAGCGAACAAUCCAUCAAAACGCAGUCCCGAGUGCAUCCGAGUCCGGGGGAGAGUGCCCGCACGCUGGUGUGGGCCCUUCCCCUAACGGCGUCAUGCAACAUGGAAAACGGCAACUUUCACGGCAAUUUUAUGGAAAACGACGACGACGGACACCCGCAUCCGGCGCAUCCGGCCGAAGAUGUGACUCCGACGCAGGAUAGUAAUUUGUUGGACAGUACGGAGAUACUGAUCCAGAGCAGUAUGGAUGAUAUAUUUGAUGUGAUUAAGGCGGGGGAGCUUUCGGAGGUGGAGAACUUGGUGGAGAAGGUCGGUCCGGAGGCGUUGAGUGCUCGUGACAAGCAUGGGUACACUCCGGCGCAUUGGGCUGCAUUGGAUGGUAAUGUGGAGAUGAUGCGAUAUCUGGUUGAACGUAACGCGCCUGUGGAUUUGCCAUGCUUGGGUACGCAAGGUCCGCGGCCGAUUCAUUGGGCCUGUCGUAAGGGUCAUGCUGCGGUGGUGCAGGUUCUGCUUCAGGCUGGAGUUGCUGUAAAUGCUGCGGACUUUAAAGGAUUGACUCCGUUGAUGACCGCUUGCAUGUAUGGACGAACUGCUACAGCGGCUUAUCUGUUGGGAAUGGGAGCCCAGAACCAUCUGACAGAUAUCAACGGGGAUACUGCAUUGCAUUGGGCAGCUUACAAGGGUCACGCCGACCUGAUCCGUCUGCUGUUGUACUCUGGAGUAGAUUUACAAAAAACGGAUAACUUUGGAUCAACACCGCUGCAUCUAGCUUGUCUUUCGGGUAACUUGCAGUGCGUUAAAAUUUUGUGUGAAAAGCGAAACUUGGAGCUGGAACCGAGGGAUAAAAACGGCAAGACUCCGUUGAUGUUGGCCCAGAGUCACCGAAACAACGACGUGGUCAAGUUGCUGCAUAACGAGAUCAAGAAGAAGUCUCGCUGGAUGCCACCGAUCUCGGAGCUCUGGAGUCUGCUUUUUGGUGGAGCUGGAGCUUCAAAGGGACCGUUGAUCUUGUUUUUGUUCUCUGUACUGUUGUGGGGCUAUCCGAUGUACAUGAUUCGGUGCAUCCCAAUAACUUGGAACGUAUUGCGUCGUUCGCACUACUGCUUCAUCUACUGGAAUGCAGUCAUGUGGAUCAGCUGGGUUAUUGCAAAUCGUCGUGAUCCUGGUUACAUCCCACUAAACUCCGAUACGUAUUACCGCGCCAUCAAGCAGAUUCCGUACUUUGACAAGUGGAAGAAGCGUAACGUGAUUCUGUCGAGACUUUGCCACAGCUGUCGAUGCCUGCGGCCGUUGCGGGCCAAGCACUGCCGAAUCUGUAACCGCUGUGUCUCCUACUUCGAUCACCACUGUCCGUUCAUAUAUAACUGCGUCGGACUACGAAACCGGAUGUGGUUCCUUCUGUUUGUUCUGAGCGUGGCGAUCAACUGUUCAUUUACCAUCUACUUUGCCUGCUAUUGCGUCAUGAUCGAGGGAUUCAGCCUACUUUACGUACUCGGUUUAGUCGAAGCAUUCGUUUUCUGCGGUUUAGGAUGGAUCUUAACUUGUACUUCAAUCCUCCACGCCUGCAUGAACCUGACCACGAACGAGAUGUUCAACUACAAGCGCUACCCGUACCUGCGGGACAAACGCGGCCGCUACCAGAACCCCUUCUCCCGCGGUCCCAUCCUGAACCUGUUCGAGUUCUUCGUGUGCCUGCCGGACCGCCAGGACGAGCUGCAGGACUUUAUGCAGGACGAGAACCUUUGAUCCCACAACGGCAGCGUGAAGCGGAAACGGCUUACCAGCAGCUAAUAAGCAGCGCCAUUUUUGUCCAGUCGCACUUUGAACUUUGCCUGCUCUCACACCCACACAGAAAUACACACCGGAUGCCGGAAAAGGGCAAGAGAAACGCUUACGAAACGAAAAAAGAGCGCAAAAAUGAAGUUCUUUCAAAUUUCGACUUUAAGCAAUGAACAAUUUUUUCAUUGGGUAUAAAAUACGUUUAUUAUACUUUUCAAAUGUUUCGAUACCUACACGAUAAAGUUGUGUUCCGUUGUCUAUUUUACGCUACCAUUCCAGUAUUUGUUGCUUUGUUGUCAAUACAUAUUUAAUGAGUUUAGUUUAAUAAUGCAUGCAUCGAAUGUUUUACGUUUAAGUAUAGUCGAUAUUCGGAUCGAGAGGAUUUGUUAUGAUUCUUACACAUAAACUUAGCGCGCUAUCAGAUAAAAGAAACUCUUUAAAAUAGAUGUUAAACAAUGAUUAUAUAUUUGUUGAAAACUGAAAAUAAUAAGUAGCUAAUCCAUCAAAAGACCAACUGUUACGUUACCCUCUCUAGCAUGUCACUACCAUAGAACAAAUAUUAAAUACUGAACAAUUUAUCAUUAUAGUAAAAUACGAAAUGCGCUCACACACACACACGUGUGUGUGUGUGCUAAAUAUGUAUGUGUGUAGCGUACGUAGCUUCGAUAAAUUGCACAAUAGAACGUGUUUUUUUGUUAUUGUGUAAAUCUCAUUCUAGCCUAGCAGACAAACCAUUCCCAUACACAACCCAAAAUAGACAGCAGCAGAUGUAUUUGUUCAACCCUAUGAAAUAAUGAGGCCGUAUUUUUGGAGAGAAUCACGAUUUUUACAUAAUGUUUAGCAGAUUCCGUCGGCUUGAAUGCUUGAGAAAUAAAAUUUCUUAACAAAUUGCA
Molecule: messenger RNA, 2962 nt
Organism: Culex quinquefasciatus (southern house mosquito)
Lineage: Eukaryota; Metazoa; Arthropoda; Insecta; Diptera; Culicidae
Gene: Patsas
Product: probable protein S-acyltransferase 23
Exons: 3
Coding region: 393-2036 (547 amino acids)
Biological process (GO): protein palmitoylation
Cellular component (GO): Golgi membrane
Molecular function (GO): protein binding; palmitoyltransferase activity
Source: RefSeq, a predicted model, not a curated record